CCUUUCGCCAGGUCAAGAAGGCCGGUCUUGUCGUAAACCGACAAGAUGGCUUUUCCGUCGUUGUUAGCAGCCGCAUUGGUAUCAUUCGGAAUGACGAAAAUCGAAGCGGGGACAUUUCGUUGCGCGUCACUCACCAAUUUUCUGGGGUUGUUCGGAAGCCAUUUUGAGAAUGUGCUUUGUUGAUGUUGUUGUUCUCCUCAAUCACAACUACGAUCGGGAGUCAGAGGAAAAUAAAUGGAGCUAGGCUAAGCCAUUCAAUUAUCGUCUAUAGAGGUAUGGUCCAGGAAUUUUUUUCUCUUCGCCUAGACAACCGACCACCACUGAGAAUAGCUUCUUUUUCGAGUUUGGGCCGGUCUCGGUGCAGCGCGCCGAGGGCAGACCCUUGCCCGCAAUCGCAUCCUGAAGACAUUCACGUCUGUAAAUUCAUCUCGCUAUUACGAGUCUCUACGACUCGUCUGGGAAUCGGGAUGCUACACGGGACGCGCCUUGUCCAGGACUCGACGACCUUUCUCAACAGUGAUAGUACAAUGCUGGGCUUUGCACGCCUUCUGUCCUUCAAGGACCAUCGAAAGAACAAAACCAAUCCCCGAACCGCGUUCGGCAACCCCUCCAAGACUACGUCACUGUUGAGUUCAGGGCUCACACCCCGCGUUGCCCUUAUUAAACGGAGCGGUUUGGGCAGCCCUUGAUAAUACUGUCCAAGUGCCUGAGCACCUGCGACCCCUCAGGUAAGAGGCACUAGGGUUGUACUUCACGAUCAACGGCGCACACACGCCGGCGAGUAGUAAUGAUCCACGGAUGACAGUCCACCUGACGACCAGUCAAGUCG
Dissoconium aciculare CBS 342.82 is the source of this 829-nucleotide messenger RNA. RefSeq lists its product as uncharacterized. The coding region runs from base 183 to 689 and encodes 168 amino acids. The transcript has a single exon. The record is from RefSeq and is a predicted model, not a curated record. Lineage: Eukaryota; Fungi; Ascomycota; Dothideomycetes; Mycosphaerellales; Dissoconiaceae.